CAGAACAAGUGUUUUGACAAUCUUUGUUUGUUGUAAAACCCCGGCCCUUUUAUUUCAUUUCAUUAGACUCCACCAACAAACUCCAACACAAAGUCUUUAACUUUUCUUGAUCAAACACAAACUUCUUAUUAUUUUUUGGAUGUUUUGUGUUUCUUGAUCUGAUUUCUGUUGUGGGUAUUCAUUUUUGUUGAAUCUUUAAAGGGUUACAUACAAAAAUGGCAUCAUAUGGUGGGACAACACAAAAGUGUAAGGCUUGUGAGAAGACUGUGUACUUUGUGGAUGAACUCACUGUGGAUAAUAAAGUUUAUCACAAGGCUUGUUUCAGAUGCCACCAUUGCAAAGGCACCCUGAAGUUGAGUAAUUACAGCUCUUUUGAAGGAGUGUUAUACUGCCAGCCUCACUUUGAUCAACUCUUCAAAAUGACUGGAAGUUUGGACAAGAGUUUUGAAGGUACCCCGAGAACGGCUAGAUCAUAUGAUCAGGGUCAGUCUAAUAGCAAAGUAUCAAGCAUGUUUGGUGGGACACAAGACAAAUGUGUUACUUGCAAGAAAACUGUCUACCCCCUUGAAAAGGUGGGUGUCGAUGGAAACGCAUACCACAAAGCCUGUUUCAAAUGCAGCUACGGCGGGUGUCACAUAAGUUCAUCAAACUACGUGACUCACGAACAUCAGCUAUAUUGCAAGCACCAUCACACGCAACUCUUUAUGGCUAAGGGGGAUUUCAGCCAAUUUGACAAGCACCGUGAACCAGAAAACGGGGUGACUGCAGAGAACACAACAGAAGCUUGAUAUUUUGAGGUCUGGUUCAACAUGGGUUACCAAAAAUCUUUAAGUACACCGAGCAGGGUUUUUCGGGUCGCCUUUUGUUAUGUUGUUUAAACAAGAAUAUCACAAGAUUUAAACAUUUUGACUGCGCAUGCUGAGUGAAUAACUUGUUGUUAAUGAAUAAAUGUGUUUUGGAAUGAUUUCUUCUAUUGUCUAGUUAUUUUCCAA
Molecule: messenger RNA, 992 nt
Organism: Helianthus annuus (common sunflower)
Lineage: Eukaryota; Viridiplantae; Streptophyta; Magnoliopsida; Asterales; Asteraceae
Product: LIM domain-containing protein WLIM1
Exons: 5
Coding region: 216-788 (190 amino acids)
Biological process (GO): actin filament bundle assembly
Cellular component (GO): plasma membrane; actin cytoskeleton
Molecular function (GO): actin filament binding
Source: RefSeq, a predicted model, not a curated record